Messenger RNA from Brassica rapa (field mustard), 333 nucleotides. RefSeq names its product cysteine protease XCP2. Lineage: Eukaryota; Viridiplantae; Streptophyta; Magnoliopsida; Brassicales; Brassicaceae. Gene Ontology annotation, biological process: proteolysis. Gene Ontology annotation, molecular function: cysteine-type peptidase activity. The record is from RefSeq and is a predicted model, not a curated record.
AUGGUUGCACCAGAAAACAAAAACGGCGAUUCCAACAACAAGAAAUGUUGUCUCAUGGAUUAUGCUUUUGAGUACAUUUUCAAGAACGGAGGUGUUCGCAAGGAAGAGGAUUAUCCUUACUCUAUGGAAGAUGAAUCUGAAAUGGUGACUAUCAGUGGGCAACAAGAUGUACCGAGAAAUGAUGAGAAAAGUCUCUUGAAGGCGUUGGCUCAUCACCUCUCAGUUUCGCUAUUGAUUCUUUUGGGUGUCUUUGAUGGGAGAUGCAGUGUCAAUUUGGACCAUGGUAUUGCUGCAGUUGUGUAUGGAUCAAGCAAGGGUUCAGAUCAUUGUUAA